UGCAGAACAGGCUAGUUAACUACAGACACAAGACACAACUGAGUGAACAUAAGAAGAACGAGAUUCUGCAUCUUGGUUUUUCUCCUCAACAUGUUUUCUGCUUUCAACUACUUCUUCACCACUACUCCUCCUCCUUCUCUGCACUUGGUGUUUCUGUGAUUGAAGAACAAAGAGUCUUUCUUUGCAGUGCUUCUUGUAAUCCAUUAGGCAGCAUCAAACUAAAGUUUCGAUUUGCGACGGAUCAGUACAGUACCAUUGAAAAAAGACGGGCUUCAAGAGUUGACAGAAUAUAUAUAUACACACGUGUGUAUGAAUAAAGAAGCAAAAGAAUUGCUAGCUUCUUUACUACGGAAUAUGGAAGAAUCAAUUGGAUUUUUUAUAUGUAGUAGUUCUUUUUGUUGAAAAAGGAAAGUCCACUUGCAUUAUUCAAAUGAAGGAUUUUCUAGCUUUCAUAUACAUUGUGCUGAGACAACUGUGAACCAUGUGCUUAUUGUGUCUUUGAUGCAGUUUGGUUUUUCAUAUGAGCAAAUUUCAACAAGGGGGGAGCUUAAUGAAAUUCACUUCUUAUUUUGGUUCUGUUUUCUCUUAUGAUCAUGAUAUUGUUGCUAUUCCCAGCAAAGAAAUCAUGUGUCUGGCAUCUGUUUUCGCCGGCAUCAUCUUAUGUCUUCUUGUGUAUAGAUCAAGUGCUGUUUUGAGUUCUCUAUUGUUCAAUAAGGCAUAUGGCAAAUUAAGCACUAUACAGAAAAUUGAAUGGAAUAACAGGGGAAUCUCUACAUUCCAUGCUCUUUUUGUAUCAUUUGCUUCUUUUUACUUCCUUAUCAUAUCAGACAUUUUCAAGGAUGGUUCACAUGAAGACCUAAUUAUUAAUAGGUCAUCAACUCUUACAAAUACAGCAUUGGGGAUUUCUGUUGGUUAUUUUGUAACAGAUCUGGUGAUGAUUCUUUGGCAUUUUCCAGCAUUAGGGGGUCUGGAAUAUGUUCUACACCAUGGGAUAUCCAUGCUUUCAAUUUUAAUAUCUCUGCUAAGUGGUCAAGUUCAAGUCUACAUACUAAUGGUUCUUUUUUCUGAGAGCACCACUCCAUCUAUAAACCUAAGAUGGUACUUGGAUGUUGGUGGUCUUAAGAGCUCCAAACUUUAUAUUGUGAAUGGCAUUGCAUUGUUCCUUGGGUGGCUGGUUGCUAGGAUUUUUCUGUUUAUUUUCUUCUUUUACCAUAUGUGGGUCCAUUUUGAUGAGGUAAAGGAGGUAAAUGCUUUGUGCUAUUACUUUAUGUUUGUGGUGCCAUCUGUGCUGACAAUGAUGAACAUAUUUUGGUUCUGGAAGAUUGCCAAGGGUAUGGUCAAAACUAUUACAAAAGCAAAACACACAAAGAGGGCUUAGAUCAUCUUACUGCUAUAAAUAUUCAUAAACCAUUGAUACUACUUAGCUUGCCACAAAUGUAUAGACAUUUGAUUUACUCAAAUGAGUUAUAUUCUUAAUGAUAGUUUUUAAUCUGAAUGUUA
Arachis stenosperma is the source of this 1500-nucleotide messenger RNA. RefSeq lists its product as uncharacterized. The coding region runs from base 521 to 1378 and encodes 285 amino acids. Gene Ontology annotation, cellular component: endoplasmic reticulum; membrane. The record is from RefSeq and is a predicted model, not a curated record. Gene Ontology annotation, biological process: lipid homeostasis. The transcript has 10 exons. Lineage: Eukaryota; Viridiplantae; Streptophyta; Magnoliopsida; Fabales; Fabaceae.